Molecule: messenger RNA, 312 nt
Organism: Baudoinia panamericana UAMH 10762
Lineage: Eukaryota; Fungi; Ascomycota; Dothideomycetes; Mycosphaerellales; Teratosphaeriaceae
Exons: 2
Coding region: 1-312 (103 amino acids)
Source: RefSeq, a predicted model, not a curated record
AUGAGCGGGGACUCGAGCUGCUCAGCACUGAUGCACUAUCAUCGCUCUACCAUACGCACAUCCUCGUUGUGGUCGAAACCAGCCAACGUAGUUAGGGGUGAAACGUUCAUCGAGUGUCUCAGUGCGGGUAGGUCAUGCUAUGGCGAGAUCGCAUAUACGCCUCUGCACACCGCUUCACCGCACGCCGAGUGGCCCGCUAAAUCGUUGCCAUCGCACAUGAAUUGCUGUUUCGACACCAGCCUCUUGUCGUCUGCAUCAAGAUGUCACAUCCUUGCGCGCGCUAUACCGAAUAAGGAAGUAGCCCUACAAUAA